AUGGCAGGUAUCAGCAACGCCCACAUGAAGACCCUGGAGGACCUGACCCUGGACUCGGGGUACGGCGGGGCGGGGGACUCGUGUCGGUCCCUCAGCCUCUCCUCCUCCAACCGCUCCACCUCGCAGCAGGCGUUCGUCACGGCCGCGCACCCCCGGGGGGGCAACUGGUGGUACUACUCCGGCUCCAUGAACAGCCGGAACAACAGCUGGGACACGGUCAACACGGUGCUCCCGGAGGACCCUGAGGACAUCUUCUCCAAGUGCCCCCGCCUGCCCGACCUCGAGGAGUUCCCCUGGAACGAGGAGGACGUGGCCCACAUCCUGCGGAAGGUGUCCGGGGGAUGCGGCCCCGCUGCCCCGAUCUUCUCCCCGGAGGCGGUGCGGCGCCUGUCCACGCUGCUCCGCCGCGCACUCAUCCGAGUGUCGCGGGAGGCGCAGCGCCUCAGUGUCAUGCACUGCCGCUGCACGCGCUUCGAGGUGCAGAGCGCCAUGCGGCUCGUGCUGAGCUGGGCGCUGGCUGACCACUGCGUCGCGGCCACCGUCCGCGCCAUCUCGCUGUACAGCAUGAGCGCCGGGGAGCUGCUGCGGGAGGGCAAGUCCGCGCGGUGCGGCCUGCGUUUCUCCGUGGGCCGCUUCUUCCGCUGGAUGGUGGACACGCGCGUUGCCGUGCGCGUCCAUGAGUACGCGGCCAUCUGCCUGACCGCGUGCAUGGAGGCGCUGGUGGAGGAGAUCGGCGCGCGCGUGCUGUCGGCGGAGAGGGGCCACCUAGGGCCCGACGGGGCCGGGUCAGCCGAGGCCCUGGAGGGGGUGGUGAACAACGACGCGGAGCUGUGGGGCGUCCUGCAGCACUACGAGCACCUCAUCUGCGGGAAGAACGCGAACGGCUUCAUCGUUCACGUGGUGAGCACUGGUGUGAGGACCAGGCCCUUCCUGCUGCUCCCGCCCCUCAUGGAGUGGAUGCGAGUGGCCAUCGUUCACGCGGAGCACCGCCGCAGCCUAUUGGUGGACAGCGAUGACGUCAGACAGACCGCCAGACAGCUCCUCCCUGGACUGGACUGCGAGCCGAGACAGCUCAAACCCGAGUGCUGCUUCAGCUCCUUCAAGCGUCUGGAUGCCCGGGCUGCCACCGACAAGUUCCACCUGGACCUGGGCUUCAGGAUGCUGAACUGCGGCCGCACCGACCUGAUCAGCCAGGCCAUCGCCCUACUGGGACCGGAGGGGGUCAACAGCAUGGACGACCAGGGCAUGACCCCCCUGAUGUACGCCUGCUCGGCCGGGGACGAGGCCCUGGUCCAGAUGCUGAUCGAUGCCGGGGCCAACCUCGACGUGGCGGUGCCCCCCUGCUCCUCCAAACACCCCUCGGUCCAUCCCGACAGCCGGCACUGGGCCGCCCUCACCUACGCCGUCCUGCACGGACACAUCUCAGUCGUGCAGCUCCUCCUGGAUGCGGGGGCAAGUGUCGAGGGAGCGGCCGUGAGGAACGGACAGGAGAGCACAGCGGACACACCGCUGCAGCUGGCGUCUGCCGCAGGGAACUACGAGAUGGUGAGCCUGCUCCUGGCCCGCGGGGCCGACCCCUUGUCAAAGUCUCGCAGCGGGAACGCUCUGACAUCAUCGCUCCACGAGGACAUGAACUGCUUCAGCCACGCUGCGUCGCACGGUCACAGAAACGUCCUGAGGAAGCUGCUGACCCAGCCCCAGAAGGCCAUGGAGGACGUCCUCUCCCUGGAGGAGAUGCUGGCCGAGGGGGUGGAGGAUGAGGAGGAGAGCGGGGGGGGCCCGUUCCUCCCUCUCUCCCCGCUCUCCGGCCAGGGGCCCGGGGGGGUGGGGCCGGAGGAGAGCAUCCCGCGGCUCUGCAAGGCCCGGAUAAAGGCCCUGCAGGAGGCCAGCUACUACAGCGCAGAGCACAGCUACCUGGACGUCACCAUGGAGCUCCGGGCCAUGGGUGUGCCCUGGAAGCUCCACAUGUGGCUGGAGUCUCUGCGCAGCGCCCAGCAGCAGUCCCGGGACGGGGUGACCCUGGCCCUCCUGCGGGACUUCACCACCAUCAGGGAGGAGGACUACUGCCAGGACCUGGUCUCUGUGGGCCUUCCCCUCAUGUUCACCGCCCUCCGCACCACCAAGAAUGACGCCAUCAUUCAGCAGUUGGGCGCCAUCUUCAGCCAUUGCUUCGGUCCGGCCCCCCUCCCAUCCAUCCCUGAGACGAAGCCCUCUCUGUCCGCUCAGCUCGACCCUCACUUCCUGAACAACCAGGAGAUGUCAGACGUGACCUUCAUCGUGGAGGGGAAGCCGUUCUACGCCCAUAAGGUCCUCCUGAUCACAGCUUCAGACCGAUUCAAGAGCCUGCUGCUGUCGUCAGGACCCGACGGAAACCAUGGCAACUGCAUCGAGAUCAGCGACGUCAAGUACAGCAUCUUUCAGAUCAUGAUGUCCUACCUGUACUGCGGCGGAACAGAGUCUCUGAAGACCAACGUGGGCUCCCUGCUGGAGCUGCUGUCAGCGGCCAGCGUCUUCCAGCUGGUGGCGCUGCAGAGGCACUGCGAGCUCAUCUGCUCCCAGCACAUCACCCUGAAGAACGCCGUCAACAUCUACAGGACGGCCAAGGCCCACGGUUCCUUGGAACUGAGCGCGUUCUGCGAGGGCUACUUCCUGCAGAACAUGUCCGCCCUGCUGGAGAGAGAGGGCUUCCGAGCCCUCCUUCUGGGGCCCCAGGCCGGGGCCCGUGGCGGGGGGUCGCCCCGCGUGGAGUCGCCCCUGGAGCAGCUGGAGGCUACGCUAGCGCGCCGGCUACGCUCGCUCUACACCAGCUCCAGAGUUUGAGGAGCAGCUAGCCAUCUGGGAGGCUAACGGAGGAGGCUAAUGCUAACAGAAGGAGAAGGAGCCAUUAGCCAUCUGGGAGGCUAACAGAUGAUGCUAAUGCUAACAGGAGGAGGAGGAGCGACUCUUUGCAGUGAAGGGACACGUGAUGAAGUUUGGAUGAUUUUUUUCAAUGGCUGGUUCAACUCCCAAAAUAGGACAAGUCGUUUGGAUUUGGAUUCUACAUCCGUGAUUGGGAGCAACUUCUACGUUUGACACUGUGGGAGUGAGAGACUCCUGUUGUUGCCGUGUACAGUAUGAACAUAUAGAGAGGAGAGGAGGGAGGUUGGAGUAUUUUUUUCCCGGAGCUCUGGAAGCUGGAACGGAGGAAGAAAGAAGCCACAGGGAAACUCGGGGACAAUGCUGCGCCCUAGUGGCGAACUGCGAGGCUCUCUGAUAAUUACACGACAGCCCUCUAGUGUCGAACUCUUAUCAUUACAGGACAAUACUGCCUUUUCAAAUGAGAACCGACAAUUUUGGAUAACUUCCGCCCCCUCCUAAUAUAAAAAUCUGCCAUUCAUAAAUUAUUUUAGCCUGGAAGAACCGGUUUCAACGGCAGUUUACACCUGAAAAUAAGCAAACAACAAAGAUAACUGUAGCAAUGUCAAUGCUACUCUCCACCUUUACUGGGCUCCCCCAGACAAAGGACGCAGGGUGAUGGUGUUGAAUUCGGUUCAUUGCAACGUUUGCUGAUAAUGAUACAUGGCCUGGUGCUCCAUGUUGCCAUGCAGGAGAUCUCUCCCUAAGUGUGUUGUGUGUGGUGACGGCUGGUUACACCUAGGCACAUUGAUUGCUCAAUGCACAACAGGUGUGCAGCCUCACCAAGCCGGCCCCAGAGUCAAAUCAGACUUGGACCAGGGGAGGUUGCUUCAACCAGCCAUCAUCCACACACACUCCCACAAUAACAUGCAGACAUUUUUAUGUGAUUAACAAAUGCAUACAGGUUAUUGCUGUAGUGGGGGGGAAGAGAAGGGGUUCAUAUCGACAUAAGCUUUGCAUUUCUCUGCUGCAGAAUGGGAUAGGACCUUUGGUUUUUGUAAAUGUCUCCUUUUAGCAUUUUGCUUAUGAACAGAAGAGAGGAUUGAGAAUAUAACAUUGAACUGGGAUGAUAUUUUCUAUUUAAAGAAAGAAAAAGAUGUGAGUAUUUAAGAGGGAGUUCCCUUUUCUUUAUUGUGUUUUUGAUUCAAGCAAAUUAUUACGAUUAAUAUUGAUGUUAAAGUAGCUUUUGUGUUGCUAUUUGUUUGUUACUAACGGUGAAUGAAGCUGAGAGUUUAUGCUUUACAAAGAGAGCAGAAAGGUAGCCUGGCAAAUGUUUUAAUUCCCCGGUCUGGUAAGUCUUAUUACACUGCUAAUAAAUCAUUGGUUGGAUAUCCUAUUUUUUUCUAUUUGAAUUUUCCAUGAAUCACAAUAUAUUUGUGACUUAAACUGCAAUCAAUCAAUGAUGUUUCAAUUGUCGGAUAAUGUUUCAUAACACAUUUUAUAUCAACCCAUUAUUUCGGCUCUCCAGAUUUGUGGACGUCAUUGUAAGCAGAAGCUAUUGAGAUAAACUGCUCUGAUGCUUUCAUUGAGAUUAUAAUAAACGCUCAAGCCUGGCUACCACAACAAAAGCCUCUUCAUUUCAAAGUAAAUUAUAUAAAUGUGUAAAAACAUAGUAAAAUACCGAAAGAUUUAUUCUGGGAUUACUUAUUAACAGGAUUCAGUUCUCGAUACAAACGUAUGAAGUAAAAUACUAUCUCCUUGUUUGAGAAAGAUUUCAGAAAUCCUUGGAGUGAGAUUUCAGCGGAACAUUUGUCGGGGGCCAUCAUGCGCUGAAACGGGACUACUAACAGCCAUUUCCCAGUUUUAUAACUUUUAAUCCUGAGCCAAACCACGAACAAAUGAAAUGUCAUCAUUAUACUAUUGACCACCGGUUUAGGCCUUGACCUACAGCGGACCUAAGGCAGUAUUGGCCAUUUAAACAAUCAACUUACUUUUGAAUCACUGCAUGACAACUCAAAGAAAAACUCGAAAAUAGUGAAAUAGCAUGUAAUUUGAGUGAGUGAUAGCAGUAGCGGCGGAGAGCGUGAAGAGGGUCAUCUGAUCGAGUCUAAUGCCGCGUUUCCACUGCAGGGUGCGGUACGGUUCGGUUCGCCUCAGUCCGGGAGGGACUGAGGUUAACACUCUAAACCGCUCAGGUUUGGAUCCCUGCAAAAACGUCGACAGGGGUACCACUGUCGUUUUUUAUUGGUCAACAUGGAAAAAACAUGAGGGGUAACUCUGUCGUUUUUUAUCGGCCGUCAUGAAAUAAACAUAAGGGGUAACACUUUCGAUAUUUAUCAAAUAAAACAUAGGGGGUACGACUGUUGUUUUUCUUUGGUCGUCAUGAAAAAAACCACAAGGGGUAACACUGUAGUUCUUUAUUGGUCAUCAUGAAAAAAACAAGGGGUAACGCUGUCCUUUUUUAUUGGUCGUCAUGAAAAAAAAACAUAAGGGGUAACACUGUUGUUUUUUAUUGGUCGUCAUGAAAAAAAACAUAAGGGGUAACACUGUUUUUUUUUAUUGGUCGUCAUGGAAAAAAACAAAAUGGGUAACACUGUUGUUUUUUAUUGGUCGUCAUGAAAAAAAACAUAAAUGGUAACACUGUUGUCUUUGUCAAAUAAAAUAUAAGGGGUAACACUGUCGUUUUUUAUUGGUCGUCAUGAAAAAAAUAUAAGGGGUAACACUGUCGAUAUUUAUCAAAUAAAACAUAGGGGGUGACACUGUUGUUUUUCUUUG
Gadus chalcogrammus (walleye pollock) is the source of this 5610-nucleotide messenger RNA. It is a transcript of the gene abtb2b, whose product is annotated as ankyrin repeat and BTB (POZ) domain containing 2b. The transcript has 15 exons. The record is from RefSeq and is a predicted model, not a curated record. The coding region runs from base 1 to 2820 and encodes 939 amino acids. Gene Ontology annotation, molecular function: protein heterodimerization activity. Lineage: Eukaryota; Metazoa; Chordata; Actinopteri; Gadiformes; Gadidae.